Calliphora vicina (urban bluebottle blowfly) is the source of this 1183-nucleotide messenger RNA. RefSeq lists its product as uncharacterized. The transcript has 2 exons. The coding region runs from base 39 to 1178 and encodes 379 amino acids. Lineage: Eukaryota; Metazoa; Arthropoda; Insecta; Diptera; Calliphoridae. The record is from RefSeq and is a predicted model, not a curated record.
GUCACACUAUAGUCAAUUGGUAAUCGAACAAAUAAACAAUGAAACUGUUAUACGCUGUUAUAAUCUUGGGACUAAUACAAUUGGUUGUUUUAAGGCCAUUGGAAGCCUCCACUUCAUUGAAGAAAGAACUUAUGGAACUCUUUGAAAAUAAGCAGCAAUCUUUAGUUAGGGAAUUUUGUGAAAAGACUAAAGUUUUAAGUAAAAACAUACUUCAGGAUGAAAUUGUACAACAGGCCGCCACACCUGUAAUAAGAAAGUUUAAACAACAACUAAGAGAUUUCUUACAUGAUUAUCCUUCCUUUAUACGUUAUGGUUUAAUCUAUGAUUUGGUUCUGCUAUUUGAUGGAAUAAUCCCGGAGCCCAGCAGCAAUCCGGAUAAACAAUACAUUUGGGAGUUAUUGAUAAAACAAGGUUAUGACGAAUUUUUUAUGGAUUUUCAGAAUAAAUAUGUGGAAUUUGUGCAACAACAAUUUCUGCCCAAAUUAGAGGAGUUAAAGUUAAAACUUUCCCAAAAUGAAUUGCAGCAUCAACAAGACUUUCUAGACUGGUGCAAUGAAUUAAAACAGUGCAAGGAUUAUGACUGUCACAAGAAACUUUUUGAUGCAUUGCAGACAGAAGAAACCAAUCCGAAAGAAGAGCUAUAUGACUACAUCCGUAAACAGCUUGAAUUUAUACAUAUCUUCUAUGGUAACUCAGCAAACGAUAUUGCCGCUGCCAUACUAAAGGAUCAAAAACUGUCACAACUUAAACCUGCCAUCAGACAACACUUAAUAAUUAAUAUUAAUAACUUCAUUAUGAAAUUCGAAAGCAAUCAGGAUAUUAAUGAAUUGAACUAUUUGGUCAAACAAUUCUUUGACAAUAUUUUACAGAAAUUCUAUUAUAAUACGGAUAUGCCGUCAAAGGACGCAAGACUGUUAGUGAAAAUCUUUAACAACCAUGGUUAUGCAAAAUUUUUAUCCAAAUACCGCACAAAAUUCAAUAAUUUUAUGGAGAAGCGCCUUUUUAAGAAAUUUAAAGAAUAUAAAAACACUCUUAAUCGCCAAGAGUUGAGAAAAGAAAAGACCUUAAUAAAAUGCUUUGUUAACUUAAAAGCAUUAAACAAUUUCUUUGAUAGAUAUGAUAAAUUUCAACAAUGUUUUGCUAUACUACAAAAGGAAUUUGAAAUAAAAACUAUUUAAACAUA